Molecule: messenger RNA, 4111 nt
Organism: Rhipicephalus sanguineus (brown dog tick)
Lineage: Eukaryota; Metazoa; Arthropoda; Arachnida; Ixodida; Ixodidae
Exons: 28
Coding region: 245-2608 (787 amino acids)
Cellular component (GO): guanyl-nucleotide exchange factor complex
Source: RefSeq, a predicted model, not a curated record
GCAGUUUUUGUUUAGUGAGCGUUCGAAGGGAAGCCCGAUAACUUUCCCCUGCUUGAGUGUAACUAAAUAAUGAAUUACCUCGUGUACCGUGCAUUAUGUAAGGGUGCGCGAUAACGAAAAACUGGUCGCAAGUACAGAAACACAGUCUGAGCAUGAAUUUCGCCUCCGUAGGAGCAGCGCCACGGUAGCGACGACUACCCGUAGCACCUGACUCGAAGAGGGAUUUCGCGCAAUCCGUCCUGGCAUGCUGGGGCACCGCUCGGAGGCCCGGGCCUACGUCAAUCGAGACGAGGAGGCGCAACAGCACGCCGAUGUGUUCCUCGACUUCGAUGACGAUCCCGUCAGCAAGCAGGCCAUACAGCACGACUGGAGCGGAAUGCUCUUCUCGCAGGAAGAGAACCCUUUCGUGGACGAAGACAACGAUUUUAUUCUCAUCGCCGAGUGCAACGAAGUCCACGGACCGAUGCCACUCGUAACCAUACCUCACAACAUAGGAGACAGGGUGGAGAACAUAGACAUCAAUUCAUUAGUAAUCAGCAUACUCUCUGUUGACUAUCAGCAAGUAGGAGCUUCAUCAACAUUCCCCAAGCUGGACAGCCAAAUCUUGAUGCCUAGUAUACGAGAUGAUCUGCACAUACUUGUCAACUACUCUGUCAUGUUGGAUCCCAAAGCAAGGGGCUUUGUUCGUCCCAUGUGUAUUGCCUAUGCAUCAUCUGACAAAGGGAAAUUGGUGAAACACGCACGCUACAUUCGAUCCGCACUGAUUGAGGCAUCUUUAGCACUGAAGCUAUACAACAUCAAAUAUUUUGUUCAAGGAAUCAGAAACCUUCUCAAGGACGUCAAAUAUACUAGAAGAUUAAACGUCGGGUGCGGGCAACGCCUGGAUAAAUUGAAUGGAUCGUCCAUCUCCGAGGCAAGCUUUCACGAGUCGCUCAACAAGUACGAAGACAUGCUCGAAUCUGCACUUCAGGAGAUAGAAGACUCUCUGGCGGCUGGCUGCCCAUUUGAUACUGAACAUGCUCGCCGCAUCAAGUGCCAAGCUAAGGACUUGGUGCGUCAUCUGCUGAAUCUACCAAGGCUCAGCCCUGAACUGGAGCGCUUCCUACAGUUUGCCACUGAGAAGGAGCCGCCUCACGAGCCCAGGGAGCUGAAGAUCCCGUUUCAGAGGGACUACGAACAUGGCCUGGUGCCGUUGAGAGACAUCUGGAAGAAAGGCUUCAUCCUCUGCAUCUACUGGCUAUACGUCUCAUACAAGUUCUUCAGGAGGAGAGCAGAGAGUGUGGCCGUGUGUCUCCAGCAAGAAAAGCCAUUGUCUUCAUUACGUUAUGGUGCCUGUCUGAGGUCAACAGACUCAACAAGGGCAUCAGCCUCUAGUCUCGUUUCAAAUGGCCACGUGUCAUCUCAUGACAAGUGCUCAAGGUCUAGUCAACCAAUGUGUAUCUACUAUCGCCUUGCUCACCCCGAGUGCCUGCCGUUCGAAAAGGCGGCCAGCGGCAAGUGGGACGUGGACAGUGGGUUUCUCGACUGCUUCUCUCAUCUUCACCUGGAGAAAGGCGCAGUUGAAAGAGAAAAGGAGAACGGAAGCAUUAACCACUCGAUAGCAAGCAUGCCACUGCCCGAGGAACUAUGCAGCAGGUUUGAAGCUGAAAGCAGGAGAAUUAGUGAGUCUGAGAAAGGCAGCUCUGUUAUGGAGACUCAUUGCAAGACAAAAGGAGCAGCAACUUCGUGGAGGUUUUGGCAUAUCAGACAAACAAGCCCGAAAGAUUCAGCAGGGCAAAGGUCACCCAGGAUACGGACUACAUGGAAAGAGCAGCUACUAUGGCAAAGGAGAAGCAGUGGAAAUGGGAAUAGCAUCGAAGAGCCUGAGAAGGUGCAAGCGCCAAAAGUGUGCAUGUGGGAAAGGAGCUACUGGAGCAGGGAUGAAGAAUGUGCUGACCCUGCGGACUGCUCCAAGCAUGGGCUAACGCUGGAAAAACAGUGGGAUGCCAUGCAGACAUGCGUCCACGAUGGGUCUGAAGCAAUAUUCCUUCAAGUGCUGAACAGGCGAGUGAAAGUGGAGGACAUCCUCUACUCAUUGCUGAUUGGCCGGCCGAUUGUCGUGGUGGGCAGGCCUCUCAGUGCGCACGAGGUUGCUGCCAGCGCCAAGGUUCUGGCCCUCUUUGCACCCCGGCGGUUCGGUGAUUUCCUGUGGUUUGAGGACCAGAGGUUUGACUCCCUAGACAGCUCGUGCCUCAACUCGGCAGCAGUGAUAGGGUAUGUUGAUGAGCAUCAGACCAAGGACUUUGGCCUGCCGUCUUCAGUAAGGAAGAAAGCUUCUGUGCUCAAUGUUGAAACGAGUGACUUCACUGGCCCUUGUUAUGGUGGUGUACUCCUUAAGCAGACAAGCCAGAGGAUACGACUGCUUGAAGAAAAUGAAGCUCUGCUGGCUGUGAUCUCAAGCGUGCUGGCAGACGUUGAGUAUGUGGCUCACACGUGGGUCCAGUUGACGACCAGUGCCCGGAAAACGGAGUCCAAGGCGUUUGCCAAGCAGAAGCAGCUCACAACCUGUGACAUGACCAUACUCAAGCAUUACGAGAAGCUGAUGAGCGAAGUUCACUCGAAGAAAUGAUUGUCACAUGUUCCACAUUCCGCCAAAGAGCACCUGUGUAUAGUAUAGACGAGCAAUACAGACUGUGAUACUAGCAACUGACAAAAACAAAAGUAAAAAAAAAUUUUGUGCCGACCCUUGUACAAGACACCACGAGACGCCUCAUUAAAACCACUGCAGGGACAUCUCGUGUGGUUCUGAAACCACCAUCACUACUAACAACUUUUGCUGACCGAAAUGGAAUAAAUAUGUAUGCGCAAUUGUUCUAACACAUACGAGAGCUAGAGAUAAAAGGAAUCUCGCCUUUAGUAAUUACUUGAAGGCAACUUGAAAGCUCUGCCAGCUUUUCUGGAACGAAUGUCACAAAUUCCGGCCGAGCUCUCUUCAUAAUGGAGAGACUGGUCUAUGCUUUCUAAAUUUUCAUGUCGUACACUGUUCUGAUUAACAUUGCUGUAAUGGGUGGGAAUAGUUAAAGGAUGAUGCAUGAUUAACACUACAUUGAAUUAACCCUUCUCAUUAUUCUGCAUGUUGUGCAGACGUUUGGACUGGUUCAAUGCAGUUGUUGUACAUGCUCAAUGAGCAGUUAAAGGACAGUAUGCUGUUGCUGUCAGGAGCGCAGUGUGCUUCCUAAGCAGUGAGAUGUACUGCAUGGCUUGAAUGCUGUGCACUCAAACAUUGUUGUAUCUUUUGUUCUAUAGUUUUUCUUUUAGCAAACAAAACAAAAAACGACUUCGCAUACCAGUGGAGCGUGCAUGAAGCAUUCUUUAGUUCUGUAGCUAUGCUUUUUGUUUGUACCCGCAUUAUCUUUAUUUAUUAUGGUUUUCAGAAGACCUGUGUCCACCUGGCAUUGAAAAAUUCUUUGAUUUUAUUUGCUUUGAUUUUAUUAUGCCUGUUCUCAAGAAUAAUUUUUGAAGGUAUAUGAUCCUGGCUCCCAAUUGAUAUACCAUAUGUACAGCCAGUACAGCCACAUUUGCAAUGCUUAACUGAACACCUAAGCAUUAUGUCACAACUCAUUACAGCUCGGUUCUUACAGGAAGGCCUUGGCAGUAUAUAUUUUUUUGCCUAUGCAAAGAAGCCUGAUGCAUCAAAUCAAGCACUUUCUUUCUAUGCACUUGAUGAUGUGCUCAAGGGAUGAUGGUUUAAAUACAAAUUGCCAAGUGUUUUUUUAAUAGUUCCUCUACCACGCACAUAUACGUUUGUCUACUUCUAUGUCAACAAAGAAAAGAAAUGGGAAGCAAAGUGCUUCUGUCUUGUGGGUCUUUCAACAGGCAGAGCAGUCGCAUACAUCUUUCGUUCUUUGCAGCCGCUGUAGCACAACUUACGUUUUUACUCAUCAGUUAUCUUGGGCCUCUGUUGGAGAUGUCCUUAUGGCACCAGCAGUUGGAGCAGCUUAUUGAGCGCACUGUUUCUACGCACAGCACUGCCGCACAUUUUUGUUACAACAAAUGUUCUUAUAUGCACGGUUUAGCUUGUGAAUAGUGCUUAUGUGUGAGCUUCACUGAAUAAAUAAUUGUUUUAGCUUUU